Prunus armeniaca (apricot) is the source of this 1548-nucleotide messenger RNA. The record is from the annotation of a GenBank genome assembly. NCBI's taxonomy places the organism in Eukaryota, Viridiplantae, Streptophyta, Magnoliopsida, Rosales, Rosaceae.
AUGUCUCAAGCUCGAAGGGUGAGAUUUGCUAAGAUAAAAUUGGUGGGUCAAGCUGGAUUGUUUUGGACCAAUGUUGAAACUCAGCUAGAGAGAGCUGGUGAAGAACCAAUCAUCCAUUGGGGUGAGAUGAAAGAAAGGUUGAAGCAGAAAUAUCUACCAUUAUCCUAUGAACAGAGUUUGUUGGACGAGUGGCAAACUCUUCGUCAAGACGACAUGCCAGUUGCUGAAUAUAUUGCUAAAUUUGAGGAAUUCAUGCUGCGAUGUAACAUAAGGGAAGAUCGAAGGAUGACUCUUUCGCGGUUUAGAUCAGGACUUCGUCCAGAGCUUCAAAGAGAAUUAAUUCCUCAUACGGUGAAUACCUUAGAGAGGGUUUUUCAGAUAGUACAAGAAUUAGAGAAGUAUUUGACAUCUUCCAAUGUAGUCAAGCGAGUUGAUCCUUACAAAUCUGAUUUUCGUGCUGGUACAUCUGGGACAAAGCCUAAUGCAACGUCUAAGGGUCUCACAACGACAAGUUCAGUUAGAAUUGACAAAGGAAAAGGAGCACUAGUGGAUACACGAAAUGGUGGAACACAAAGAUGUUAUAAAUGCCAAGGUUUUGGACACUUUGCUGUCCAAUGCCCAACGAAGGAGACAACAAGAAGUCUGAUCACAAACAUUGACAAACAAACUGACGAUCAAGGCGAUUUUGAGGAAGAUGUUUAUGAGCCCCAACAACCUGCUGAAGAUUGUGGAAACGACUUUGAAGCCCCUCAUCCAACAUUAUCAGUAGUAAGGUGUACUUUGGCUCAACCUAGGAAAGAAACUGAGGAUUGGCGUAGAACUUCCAUUUUUCACACUUACAUCAAGUCUGGUUAUAAAGAUUGGAAAGUGAUCAUAGAUAAUGGCAGUUGUAUCAAUGUUGUAUCAACACUUACUGUCUCGCAUCUUGGCUUAUCAACCGAAAAGCAUCCUGAACCAUACAGAGUAGCAUGGAUCGACAAUACUUCUUCCAUCCCUGUUACCCAGCGAUGUCAAGUUCCUAUUCAAUUCUCGUCUUACAAGUAUCAUAUUUGGUGUGAUGUGGUGGCCAUGGAUGUGGGUCAUAUUCUCUUGGGAAGGCCAUGGAUAUACGAUCACAAUGUGACUAUCUUAGGCCGAGAAAACAUUUGUUCAUUCAUCCACAAAGGGAAGAAAGUCAUGUUGAAGCCACUUCAACCCAAGAUUGUGAAUAACCCUACACCAAGCAAGGAGGAAAAGAGUCAAGUAAGCAAAUCCAAAGCCUUGCACAUCAUUACUUUGAAAGAAUUUAUUAAAGAAGUAGAAGAUGCCCCCAUAUAUGUUCUAGCCGUAAGGGAAUCAGGGCGUUUCACUAAUAUGGAAGUGCCUUCCACGGUGAGACCGAUUUUAGAAGAGUAUCAAGAUGUGUUCCCCGAUGAUCUCCCAAAUGAACUUCCUCCUCUCCGAGACAUUCAACAUGCGAUUGAUCUUGUUCUUGGGAGAGCCUUAGCCCUUGUGCCGUACCCGCUUUACUCACACCCAAGAAAGAUGGCACGUGGAGAAUGUGUAUAG